AUGCCUCUCUUUGGAAAGUCUUCCUCCAAAACCGAUAAAUCGGAAAGUUCCUCCACUUCACGAGAAAAGUUAUCAGACUCAAAACCCAUAAAGAAGGAGAAAUCAUCGUCAUCGUCUAAGACAGAUGGGAAAGGGUCUUCCUCAUCUUCAAAAUUGGGAGGGAAAUCUUCAAAAACAUCAUCCACUGGUAAGUCUGAUAAGGGGGUCCCUCCCAAGACAAGCAAGGGGGAUGUCAAAGACGAUUCAACCGCUUUAAAAGGUUCAAGUGAAAGAAAAGAUGGACCUGUUAUGCAACGGCGGGUCAGCGAUGGUGCAUCUCGUCCAAGUGCCGGAAAUUCACAAGCACCGGUAGGGACGUAUUCAAAGGUUGGGACAGAACGCAUCAACGGCAACAACGACAAUGACUUCAACAAAGUUCCUCCAUCCAUGAACAACGCUCAGGGCGGUAUCACGGGUGGAAGUAAUCCUUCCUACCAAGAAGCACCAAAUGCGGGUACAUACCAAUAUGUUCAAGGGAGACGGAGUUCUGCUGGAAUAAAUGGGUACGGCCCAGGUGUACCAGAACGCCGAAUGGGUUCUGCAUACGGUAACCAAAUGGGUAUGGGAAGCAUGUAUGGCCCAGGUGGACCAGGACCCCAAAUGGGUUCUGCAUACGGUAACCAAAUAGGUAUGGGAAGCAUGUAUGGUCCAAGUGGAAUGGGGAGCCAAAUGGGUUCUGCAUACGGUAGCCAAAUGGGUAUGGGAAGCAUGUAUGGUCCAGGUGGAAUGGGGAGCCAAAUGGGCUCUGUAUUCGGUAGCCAAAUGGGUAUGGGAAGCAUGUAUGGCCCAAGUGGAAUGGGGAGCCAAAUGGGUUCUGCAUAUGGUAACCAAAUGGGUAUGGGAAGUAUGUAUGGUCAACGUGGACCAAUGAUCUCUGCAUACGGUAACCAAAUGGGUAUGGGAAGUAUGUAUGGACCAGGUGGACCUAUGACAAGUGUUUAUGGACCCCAGUAUGGAAUGGGAGGUGGUAUGCCUUCUAUGUUUGGUUCUCAAACAGGUAUGAAUUCUGUAUAUAGGCCUCCAAUGUACACAGGAACCAUACAAAGGAUUCAGUCUGGACAUGGUGGUUCUCUGUAUGGUGGCCAGAGGGGCAUCAACAGCAUGUACGGUUUGGGGAGUAUAUACGGGAAUGGAGGACCAGGGAUUAGCCUGUUAGGUGUCGGAAACCUUUCGGCUCCUAUUUCUGGAGAAAACCAAGAAAAGAAAAAUUUGCAACCAAUUCUAACGUCAUCGAACAAUGGUGUUCAGCGGGCACAACCAACUGUUGUGACCAAUGGUGUUCAGGGGGCACAACCCACCGUUGUGACCAAUGGUGUUCAGCGAGAACAACCCACCGUUGUGAGGAGCCAAAGCGGUUCUAACCUUCUGCGGAGCCAAACGACUUCUAAGGAUCAUAUUCCUUCCUUGGUGGCAGUAACCGACAACGCUGACUCCAAGGUCACUCUAAAGGAAGCUGAAAAGAAGGUCACAGUUAAGGACUCCGAUGGCAGGAUGGUUGAUUUUGAGGCGGAUGAAGUGUUACGCGCGAGCAAGGUGACAGCUGAAAAUUCCAUUCUGCUAAAAGAACUUCUCCAACAAGUGGAAGCAAGUCACAAUGUUGCUCUUAUCUUGGCUAGCACCAAGAACGCUCAGGAUACGAGCUUGGGUGUUGCACAGACAUUCAUGAAAGCCAUCAUGGCAAAGCUUGCAAAGGAUGAAGGGGCGAAGGGGCUCAAGUACCAUGCUCAUAUGACUGCUGUCGCGAUGCCAUCACCUGACUCUGCCAAAGACUUGUUCGCCAGUUCAUCUGCACAGGCCAAGCCUGUUCGCUUUGGAUCGAACCCUCUGUAUGGUAAUUGUAUAUCAAAUCUCGAGGAGAAAUCAGUGAAGAGCGAAAAGGACGCUGAGAAACUCCUGCAGGAUGCACUGAAGAAAUCAUCAGACACGAAGGAGACAGUUGUACUACAUAUGGUUCUUAAACAGAUCAAGAAGUCAUCUGGGGGGAAGGGUGAUGUCUACCUCUCGUCUGUCCUGUUGGUUUUUGUCCGGGAGAAUGCUGAUUAUCUUGCUGGUAUUUUUAACAAGGAUGAGAAGGUCGUGCCUGUGCCUCUAUUCAAGGAUGUUGUCGGAGGCAGCUGUCGUUCACUUGUUGUUACUGCCCUCUCUGGGAGUGAUGCUGCAACAGAGGCCAAAAUUCUCAAGAAUGCUGAAAAGCUGCGGAGUUUGAAUUAUACCGCUCCACGCAGUGGCAACGUUGCCCGCUUUAUGGAUUUUACUGCACAGCAGGAAAAGAAGGCUGCUGCUGCCGUGGAUUCAGCAAAGAGUAGUAGCGAAAAAGCGCAAUAUGAACGAAAUUUACAAAAGUUGAGGGUCCUGCAAGCUGAUGGAAAGGAACUUAUGGCCAAACCAGAGACUACAAAACCAAAGGUAUAUGUUCCUCCCCGCUCAAAGGAUUAA
Molecule: messenger RNA, 2475 nt
Organism: Trypanosoma theileri
Lineage: Eukaryota; Euglenozoa; Kinetoplastea; Trypanosomatida; Trypanosomatidae
Exons: 1
Coding region: 1-2475 (824 amino acids)
Source: RefSeq, a predicted model, not a curated record